Molecule: messenger RNA, 911 nt
Organism: Rhipicephalus microplus (southern cattle tick)
Lineage: Eukaryota; Metazoa; Arthropoda; Arachnida; Ixodida; Ixodidae
Product: ELMO domain-containing protein 3-like
Source: RefSeq, a predicted model, not a curated record
AUGGACACAUGGCCCCUGGAACCGGAGGAGAGCGACGAAACGGGUAUAGGGGCUGUGACAUAUUGUUCGCGAAUUAUUACGUAUGAGGAAGCCCUUUGCUACUUCAAGGAGAAAGACCUGAGCUCGUACAUGACCGCCAUCAGGCCUGUGAUCCAGCGCAGAGGUAUCAAACUGAUCUUACACUGCCUUUUCGGUCCGCCGCGCUUGAAAUUGGGGCUAGUGCCAGCCAGAGACUUCACAUUCGCCUUGGCCCAGUGUCCAUUCGAUAACGACAACACGCUGCAUUUGGAGAUUCUGCAGACAAUCUACAGGAAACUUACGCACACUGUAUACGACUGCCCGAGGUACGGUGGUCACUGGGAGAGAAUCGGAUUCCAAGGAAAUGACCCGGCCACCGAUUUGAGAGGCGUUGGUGUACUUGGUAUGCUACACCUUCUCUUCUUGACUACAGGCUUCGGGAAUAUAGAGCUGGUUAACGACAUUUACAGCCUGUCACGCGAUCGAGACCAGAACUUCCCAUUCGCUCUGAUGAGCUUAAACAUCACAAAGAUGUCCAUAGAGGCACUGAGGGAAGAGGUACUGAACAGGUGCUGCAACGAAAGAAAUGACGUCACGGAUGUUGUGAACGAGUUUUACGCUGGCACAUUUUUGCUGCUCUAUCUGUCUUGGAAGAACAAAAAGCUGACAAUCAAGGAUUCCGGAUUCGUUUUGAAAGAUACCUCGUUUUUCGCAAAGAAGAAGCCCGGAUUCGUGCUUCAAACUUUAAGGGAGUACCAGGAAGAGAGGAGUUCCUUGACAACUUCGCAGGUGUUCACAAACUUGGCGGUAAUCGGAGCUCAAUGAGGCUACUACACAAUGCCUUCACCUCAAUCCGCGCUUGCCAUACGUGAAAAAUUAAACCUGUGCGUGGG